CUUCACGGUCUCUCGUCUCGCAUGUGCCUCUCACGCAGUAACUUAUUGAUGGUCCCUAAAUGAAGAGCCUUACAGCGAUUUCACCGCGGUCACAACACAUCGCUGCGUUUACACCAACUUUACUCGCUGUGGAGAGCGUGAGUUUUGUCUACGUUUAUAAUACCUUAUUUUUAUACUAUUUCGUCAAAUAGGUCAGACAUGGGAGAAAUGCCGGAACAGGAGGACCUCUCUCAAGUUAUUCGUCACAUUUUACAAACGGCUCCUGAUGACAGAAAAAAACUCCUGGACAAUCACAGCAACCUCCUGCAAGUAGCAGAUUAUUGCGAAAACAACUACUUUAAGGUGGACGAUCAGUCUCAAGCAGUGGAAGAAGCCAAAGCUUUGACCACUCAGGCUCUAGCCAGUGUGACGUAUCAGAUCAACAGCUUGGCCAACACUGUGGUCAGACUACUGGACUCCCAGGCCAUGAAGGUUAAAGCCAUGGAGUCCUCAGUCAACCUGCUGUCACUGGGUGCAGAAAUCCACUUCGAGAAGGUCUCAAGGCGAGAGAUCGGCAAUUUCACCGCCCCCAAGGAGAAGAUCCGUACCAGGCGCAUGGCUCCGCCCCCUACAGGCCUGGAGCCAGAGAAACGCUGGACCAGGAUGCCAAUAUCCUACUCCAUCCUGGACUCUGUGGGACACUGCUUUCAGGUGAAGCAGGAGCCUGUGAAGACAGCAGACAGCACACAGACCUCAGCAGAUACUUUUACGUGAGUUUAAACCUCUUUUAAACCUUUCACAAAAACUGUAGUGUUAGUCAUUUAACACAAAUAGGUUUCACGUUGGGAAAAAGACAAACCUUUAAAACUAAAACAAUGCUUGACCUUUUCCCUAUCACAGCAGUUAACCUCCACAAUGAGAGGCUAACAAUGUUUAAAAGACAACUUAAAAUGAUCUAAGAAACAUUUUAGCCACAGAACUUAAAAAAAGCUUCAUUUUCUUUAACUAAACUGCUAUUUCAAAGCUAACUAUAAAUAUAGCAUUAAUUAUCAACUACAUAUAUUAUUUACAGACCUAAAUGCUAAGCACACCUCUGUUAAGACAUUUACUAGGUAUAAACUUCUCCUCCUGCAGGUGGAGCUUUGGCAUCACUGUUCCUUCACCCGCAGUUCCCACUUUAAAAAUUGGCUCCAACUCCACUGAUAGUAGUCUGCCUCCCGCUCCUCCUGCAGACCCUGGUAUACCUACUCUUCCACCAACUUCCACAGGCCCAGAUUUCCCACCUCCACCUGCUCCAUCAACAAACAGUUUGUCAAACAGCACCUACCCUCCUUCGCCGCCUCUUCCAGUGUCAGGAGCUGGUGUUUUCUGUCCUCCACCACCCCCACCACCCCCAUCAUUAGGAGCAGGUUCUUUACCACCUCCUCCACCUACAUUCGGAGCUGGUCCUCUGUCUCCCCCACCACCUCCAGGAUCUGGUCCUCUGCCUCCCCUGCCUCCACCACCUCCAGGAUCUGGUCCUCUGCCUCCCCCA
This is a messenger RNA of Cynoglossus semilaevis (tongue sole), 1513 nucleotides long. Its product is annotated as abl interactor 2-like. The transcript has 4 exons. NCBI's taxonomy places the organism in Eukaryota, Metazoa, Chordata, Actinopteri, Pleuronectiformes, Cynoglossidae. Gene Ontology annotation, molecular function: SH3 domain binding; signaling adaptor activity. The record is from RefSeq and is a predicted model, not a curated record. The coding region runs from base 199 to 753 and encodes 184 amino acids. Gene Ontology annotation, biological process: neuron migration. Gene Ontology annotation, cellular component: lamellipodium; actin-based cell projection; SCAR complex.